UCCUCCUUACUCCAAGGCCCGGAGCUCUAUCCACUGCUCCACCUAGCUGCUCGGAAGCACAUCUUUUUAAAGCUCAACCUGAGCUUCCAGUGCACCACCCGAUACCCUGGGAAGAGCAGACGAAGACACAGCAGACCCCUCUGCUCCCCCUCCCCCAAAGUAGCAUCUAAGGACAAGGGAGGAAGCUGAUCUCCCCUCCUCACCCCAACUCUCCAUCACCAUUAGCGACGUGCCUGCCGUAAAGCACAGACCCGAAAGCCGCAAAGCGGCUUACUACAUUGAGGGUGGGGGUGGGGCUAGGACUGUCUGUCGUCCUUGUUUUUCGGCUUGUGGUGGGGCCUCCAGUUUCUCGGGUGUUCGAACAGCCUCGGUUCUAAGACGGAGUCCCUCCGCUUUCCCUUUGCCGCCAAACCCAUCCUGUCAUCCAGUUUGUGCCAGCAGGCCCGACCAGAGCGCGCAGCUUUCUUUGCCCCUUGCGCAUGCGCAUUGAAUCGGCUGUGGUUCCCAUCUCACUCUCGGAAGCACGUGCUCACGGGAGCCAACCCGGGGACUAGUCCCUGCGGUCCGCCACCAUCCCGGAGUGCACCGCGGCGGCGGACGGAGCGCAGUCGGCGGCCAUGUUGGGAUAGUUUGUUGUUUUCUUCCUGCGGAGGAGAAGGGGCCGGUGUGGACAACGAACCGCCCCGGCCUCUCCUCUCUCCUCCCCCUCCCACCCUGCCCCGGUCCUCGGGUCGUCCCUUCCCCACCUAUCACCCUCCCCUCGGCCUGGGAUCAGGCCUGUUCUCCCCGCCAGCUGGUUUGGUGGGGGCGAGGCCGAGAGCCGAGCUCGGGAGUCACCAUGGCGGCUUCCCUGGGUGCGGGCGGAGGAGCGGGAACCGGAGCCGGAGAUGAUGACUUUGAUCAGUUUGAUAAGCCUGGUGCAGAACGGUCUUGGAGAAGAAGAACUGGGGAUGAUGACUGGGACAGUGAACUUGAAGAUGAUUUGCUUGGAGAAGAUUUGCUGUCUGGCAAAAAGAAUCAGUCAGACUUGUCAGAUGAAGAACUGAAUGAUGAUCUUUUGCAGAGCGAUAAUGAAGAUGAACUAAAUUUCAGUUCUCAGGGUGUCACAAUUAGUCUUAACACUACAUCUGGCAUGGUUACAUCAUUUGAACUCUCCGACAAUACUAAUGAUCAAUCUGUAGAACAUGAAUCGGAAUAUGAACAAGGAGAGGAUGAAAUGAUUUAUCACAAAUCUGAUGGAUCUGAAUUGUAUCCUCAAGACUAUACUGAAGAAGAGCAGUAUGAAGGCCAUGAUGCUGAGUUGACAGAAGACCAAAUAGAAUAUGUUGAAGAACAGGGGGAGGAAGAAAUUGACAAUGAUGAAGUGCUAGACAUUGAAAUCAAUGAACCUCUAGAUGAAUUUCCAGGAGCUAUUGAAACUCUGGAACUCCAAAAGGAAAUUAAAGAGGAAUCUGACGAAGAGGAGGAAGAUGAUGAAGAAUCUGGACGACAGCGUUUCAAAACUGAACGGAAAGAAGGAACGGUCAUUAGGCUCUCAGAUGUACCUAGAGAGAGAAGAAACAUUCCAGAAACUUUGGAACUUUCAGCUGAAGCCAAAGCUGCGUUGCUUGAAUUUGAAGAAAGGGAACGGCAACAUAAACAGGGACGAUAUGGUUCCAGGCGAGGAGGAAGGAGAGGAGGUUCUCUAAUGUGCCGUGGAAUGGGAGAGCAGAGAAGAGAUAACAGUGAAAGAGGAAGAAUAAAAGAUCAUAGACCUGGUCUUCUACCUACACAGCCACCUGUAGUGACUCACUCACCGAGGUUAAUUCCACCACCUCAACAACAACCACAGCCACAACCACAACCUCCACCUCCACCACCUCCACCGCCACCUCCUCAACAGCAGCCUAUUAGAAGUCUAUUCCAGCAGCAACAGCUCCAGCCUCUGCUUCCCUUACAGCAUCCACACCAUCCUUCUCCUCCUCAAGGAAUGCAUAUGCCCCCCCAAAUGGAAACACCCAGGAUAAUGAUGACCCCCCCACCAGUCACCCCUCAACAACCGAAGAACAUACAUAUAAAUCCACAUUUCAAAGGAACAGUAGUAACCCCUGUGCAAGUGCCCUUGUUACCAGUACCCAGCCAGCCCAGACCUGCUGUAGGACCCCAGAGAUUCCCAGUUCCUCCAGAAUUUCCACAGCAUACUCCUGGGCCUGUUCCUACCAAUUUCAAUCAGCCCCCACGGCUUCCUCUCCAGGACCAAUGGAGAGCCCCACCACCUCCCCAGGACAGAGACCAUUUCUUCUUAGGAGUUUCAGGAGAACCAAGGUUCCCGAGCCAUCCUUUGUUUGAGCAACGAAGUCCCCCUCCACCGCCACCACCUCCCACGAUUCUUAAUAGUAGUCAUCCUGUUCCUACCCAGAAUCCCUUGCCUUUUACUCAGCCUGGACCAGCUUUUAAUCAACAGGGACAGCAACCAGUAUUUCCCAGAGAAAGGCCUGUAAGACCAAACAUUCAGCCUCCAGGUCCAGUGGGGAUUCUUCACUUCAACCAACCGGGCUCCGCAAAUACACGGCCUUUCAUUCCUCCCAGACAACCAUUCUUACCUGGCCCAGGACAGCCAUUUCUUCCAACACACACACAGCCUAAUAUGCAGGGACCCUUGCAUCCUCCAUUACCACCACCACAUCAACCCCAGCCUCAGCCUCAACAGCAGCAGCAGCCCCAACAUCAACAACAACAGCCCCAGCAUCAGCCACAACAUCAUCAGCAUCAGCCCCAACACCAGCCCCCGCUUCAGCCCCAACACCAACCUCCUCACCAACCUCCACAUCAGCCUCCACCCCAGCAUCAGCCUCCACACCAGCCCCAACAUCAACCCCAGCACCAACCUCAGCACCAACCACCACACCAGCCUCAGCACCAACCUCAGCAGCAUCAGCCUCAGCAUCAGCAUCACCAUCACCUUUCUGUCCCACCACCACCUCUGAUGCCCAUGUCUCAGCCACCAUUUAGGCCUCACAUGCAGACUUCUCAGCCCCAGCAAAAUAACAAUAGAAUGCAGUGCCCUCAGCGACAGGGUCCAAGACAUAAUGCAGCUUCACAGAAUGUUGUCAAGCGGCCAAUUCAGCAAAUGCAGCCAACUGCUCCAAGAAAUAGCAAUUUGCGUGAAUUACCAAUAGCACCAUCCCAUGUUAUAGAAAUGAGUAACAACCGUUGCUCUGCUACACCUGCAGCACAAGUGAAACCAAUUACAAGUACCCCACCCCCUUCAAGAUCUGUUGUAGGUGUCAGGGCCCCACAGGGAAAGACUGAAAUGAAAGUUAAACCAGUCAGCCCAGUGGUUCAAGCUAAAGUAGAAGUGAAAACAGAACCAGAGUUUCCUGAUGAAGAUGAAGAAACUAGGUUGUAUCGUUUAAAGAUAGAAGAACAGAAACGUUUAAGAGAAGAAAUCUUGAAACAAAAGGAACUACGACGGCAGCAGCAGGCUGGUGCUAGAAAGAGGGAAUUACUUGAAAGACUUGCACAGCAGCAACAGCAGCCUUAUACCCCACAGCCCCCAGUACAGCAGGAGGAACAAAUGUCACUCUCACCCACUAAUGGGAGUCCACUGCUACCUUAUCCUGGUGCACAAGUUAGACAAAAUGUAAAAAAUAGACUUCUUGUAAAAAAGCAAGACAUCACUAUUACAAAUGUUCAGCCCAAAACUUCAAAUUUUGUACAAGCUGGUGCUAAUUUGCAAUACCAAGGACAACCAAUGAAACCAAUGAAACAGUUGAGACAGAAUAGAACAGUACCUCAAACUCAGCCCCAGCCAUCUCACAAAGUACUUCAAGCAAAGCCUCCAGACACGGACGAAUUGCCAACCCCAACACAGACUACUAGAGUGGCAUCAGUACAAGGCCAGCCCCAGGAAAUGAAACCUGGAGUGAAAAGGACUGUCAUGCAGCGGGCAAACAGUGGUAGUGGAGAUGGGCCACAUGUCAGCUCCAAAGUCAGGGUGAUUAAGUUGUCAGGAGGGGGGGGAGAGAAUGUUGGCUUUUUUCACCCAGAGGGUCAGCCCCAACGACUUCCUCAGUCUCCAGAACUAAGACAGCAUCCUGUUCGGAAAGUCACACUGACAAAGGGAACAACACUUCACCAGCAACAGCAGUCUCCAGUUGCAGCUCACAUACACUCAACUGUUCCUCCAGGAGUUAAAAACAUCCAAGGAAUUCACUCAGCAAAGAAGGUCAUUAUGCAUGGGAGAGGCAGAGGAGUAGCAGGCCAGAUGGGCCGGGGACGCUUGAUGCCAAAUAAACAGAACCUGCGCGUGGUGGAGUGCAAACCUCAGCCCUGUAUUGUGUCAGUUGAAGGGCUUUCUUCAUCAACUACUGAUGUCCAACUGAAAAACCUGCUGAUGUCAGUAGGACCCAUUCAGAGUUUACAGAUGCUUCCCCAGCAGCGGAAAGCCAUCGCGAAGUUUAAGGAGCCAGCCCACGCUUUAGCAUUUCAGCAGAAGUUCCACAGGCAUAUGAUAGAUUUGUCCCACAUAAAUGUGGCACUGAUUGUUGAAUGAUUUCCACUAAGAAUAACCGACCCUUAUGCUAUAGAAACUACUGUGGAAUUUUCCCAAGGAGAGGCGAUGGGAGCAGAGUCACAUCAGGAGCCUGCGACCUUGCUUCACUGUGGUCUGGAGCUGCCAAACGCAUGAUGGAUACCAAGAAGGCCGAAUUUAGAGGACCCAGAAGCAAUAGGAGUUUGGCAUCCACUUGCUCCCUAUCCUGUUGUAGCCACAAGGAACUAUAGUUUUGGUUUUUUUUGUUUUGUUUUUGUUUUGUUUUUUUCAAGUGCUUAUGAUGCAUGUAGACUUUGUUCUUCAAAAUCUGACUGUGCGAUCACAGUGACUUGGAUUGAGGAAAGAACAUUAACAUGUCCCCCAUCUUAAAAGAUUUUUUUUUACUAGCAAAGAAUAUUUGAUAAUGGUUGCUCUUAUCUUCAGUGUAGGCUAGAAAAUAAUUCAUAAUUCCUUAGAAAGACCUCAGAAGGUGUAUGCCAAACAUAGAUCAAAAAAUUUGGGGAUCCAUCUGGUAUUUAUGUAGCCUAAAGAGCUCAGAGAUAAGGGGUAUUGGGUCGGGAGUUGUACCAAUGGAAGAGACAGGUUCUCAUUCUCAUAAGUCAAAUCCUGGCCUCACAUUCUCUUGGUUCCGAGCUGAAACCUUCCCUCUGUACCUCCCUUCACCUCCACUUUCCCCCAUUUCUCAUUUCCAGAGUUAUAUAGGCAUAACUUUGAUUUUCCCAUUGGCUUAAAAAGAAUCAUUUUAAAACUUCAUUUGCAGGCCUGUAAACUGAUGCACUACUAGUAUGUGCCACUUCUUUCCUAAGAUUGAACACGUUGGGGGAAUAUACUGGCGAUCGCCAUUCUGAUCAUCAGCAUAUCUUUUUGGGAAGGCCUUGGUGUGCCCUGCCAUUUGGUAAAUUUAACAGCAAUGACAACUUUGAUGUAAAGUGUAAUUCCACAAAAGAGAUACUAAUAUUGUUGUAGGCAGAACCAACAUAACCCAAACUGUGGGUCCCCCCGCUCAGAUUGCUUUUACUAAGUAAAUUUUGGCCUGUUUCCUUUUGAUGAGAGCUUUACCCUUUCCAAAGGAGCAAGCUCUGUUAAGGUUAAUUCUGGGCAGACCUUAAGAAAGUGCCUUAGUUCCAUCUUUGCUCCCAUAUUUUGUGAAGGAUACUUAUCAUUUGGGAUAGAUAUUACAGUGGGACCCUCAACUAUUAGAGUAGAGAGCGUUGGGGCAUCCUUGGACUUCUGAAUUAGUUUUUGUACUGAAAGCUCCCUGAUCACGUUGAUAGGCCUGUCACAUGAGAGAAGUGGAAAGAAACUCAGUGUACUUUGAUGUGUUCACUAGCUAUCUGGCAAAAGGGUCACACUGUAGAGUCCCUCAAACAUGAGUGGUCCUUUAUGCCUUGUAUCCAAAGUUCAGACAGCCUUUGUCAUCUGUUUUCUCACAGUGUAGAUUUUGUAUUACCUUUCAAAUUAAGUUACCCCCCAAAAAAAUUUUUUUUAAGGCUAAAUCCUGAAAUUAUGGUAUUUCAGACCUUGAUGAAUCUUUCAAUAAGGUUGAUUCUGAAAGAACGUCAUGUCGUGUUUGAGACUGGAAAGUGGUCUUAAGUUUUCUUUUUUUAAUGACUGCAUGUCCAAAAAUUUGUAUCUCGGCAUGGGGACUCACUAACCCAGAUAGGAACAUAUCUCCAUCAAAAGGGAAUUUAGUAUAUAGCUCUCUGCCUCCACAACCAAUAUGGGUCCCAUUUGGUUUGGUCGACCACCUCCACUCCCAAUCCUAGCACUGGCAGGGGUCAUUAAGCUUGCUGCUUUCACUAUACCUUUCUGUGUGAAAGACCAUAUACAUGGCUUUAUUCUACCUGAGGAAGGCUGUCAGCUUUCAUCUCAGGCACAAUCUUCCUCUGAAUGGAUGCUCAUGCUCAUACUAAAGAGAGCCCUAGCCCAUUAGUCUCAUCCCAGAGAGCUACAUUAAAAGGAGCAUGUUGAUCGCAGGCAUCAUUUUAGGUAGGAGUAACCUGAGAGCUUCCAGUCCACUCACCCUAAGCAAUGGGUUAGCUUAUAUCUUAGUGAGCUUUAUUUUAAUGGAAACUAGAGGCUGAACUUUGAGAAACUUGGUGAUCCCCUUGGGGGGACAAUUUGAUCAGUUUUAAUGUUUCCUGAAAGUUGAAAAAAAAUUUUUUUUCUUUCCAAUUUAGCUUUGAAAUAAAAAAAUCUGGACAUUGUCUCCUCAAGUUAGUAAGUAGCUUAUAAGCCAGUUUUUUUCUAGUCAUCAUUGAAAAGAAAACUUAAUAGGAAACACACCGACAGAUUUUGUAGUUGGUUUCAAGUUCACUUUUUGCAUUAUUUGGGUAUUUUAGGUGGGGGCUAUCUUGUAUGUGCUGGUGAUCAUGCACAUAACCAUAAAUAAGUUAUUUCUUAAAUAUUUUGUUCCCCCAAAACGACAUGAUUGAUAGACUAAAUCUGGGUGUUCAUUGAAAUACUUGUCAGUAUCACUACCCAAGUGCAGAUAAGUUCUCCUGGCGUAAAGUAACUUGAACAACAGAAUCGAGGUUUAAUUCCUGGUUAUGAUUUCUCCCCACCAAGGAAAGGAGAAGGGAAGCCGAAUUAGUAAGAGAUGUCAGUUUUCAUUCUUGGAGCCCAUCUAUAGCAGUUUACAUCAGCUCCCUUAAAGCUUAACCCUCUUGGAAGAUCUGUGGCAACCAUUAUCUUUGUUCUUUCUUUAUCAUGCAUUUAAAGGGAGAUGCAGAAUGCAAGCUGUUGCAUCUAAUUGUACUCUGUAAAUAUGGACCUUUUAAAAUUAAAAUGUUAUUCAAGAUGGAUAUUAUUCAGCACCCUAUUAGCUAUUUGUUAGUUUUUUGUGUUGUCAUAUCAAAAGUUGAAUGGAUGCCGUUCCAUAAAUGUGGAUGUGUUUUUUGUGUGUAUCUUCGAUUUUUAUAAAGACGGUAGUAAGUCAAUACUUUUAUCCUGACCUGUGUAUUAUUUGUUCACAAAAUCCAGAGCUUAAAACUAACUAGGAAUUAAUACCAGUAUAUCUCAUUUGGUCAAUACACGAGGUGAUUAUGUGGAGCCAGUCCCCCACUCCUCUUUUCUUUUGGCAUUGCUUUGUUUUUUGGUCCUGUGCUGUUCCUUACCUCUAAUAAGCAAACCUGUCCAGUAGCAUUGGUUUGGCCAUGUGCUUUGGGAAAUUCUUAGGUUUGUCUUCCUUUGGGGGUUGGGGAGGGGAGGGAGCACUCUUUUUUUCUCAAAGAAACUUUGAAGGGUUUUCCCCUUGGGGCACAAGCCAUUUAUGAAAUUCAUAGGUAACUGGCUUUUAUUGGGUUAAACCACUUAUGGGCAUGAGAGCUGGGGGAGGGUUGUUUGUGUUAUGUUGUUUUUCAUUUUUUUUGUGACGCUCAGAUGGAAAGUCAUUUCAUUCUGCUUUUCUCACAAUUCUGAGUUGAGACACAAUAGGUUAUCCUAGUUGGUCAUGGGGCUACAAAAAAAAAUUUUUUUAAGACAUUCCGUCUUCAUCAUGAGAACAGAAAGGGUUAGUAUUUAAGGCAUUGGGUAAGGUUCAUAGUGAGGGGAUAGGGAUCAGGAGAAAGAAAUUUUGCAAAACUAUGGAAUCUUAAAUGAGGUAUUUAGAAUAAAAGGGCUUUUAAAAGUCAUACUAGAAGACAGGGUCCUAAUUAGCACCCAAGGAUGACAACUCUAUAUGGACUAGUAUUGUAAGGUAACAAACAGAAAUGGAAUGAGAGCACUCUGUCCCACAAUUAGACUUUACCAUGUAGAGGGCCAGAGGGUUCCAGCUGAUUGACUGGACCCCCCCACUUCCGUGUCUCUAACAGAAUUAUGUAAUGAAGUCCUUAUACUUUGGGCCCAGGUUGGAUUAUACACAGACUUUCCAGCCCAGGGCUGUUCUGUUUCUCCGAAGGGCUGUCUUACAAGGGUUGGGUUUCUGAGUUUGUUUUCCAUAUCACUUUGGUGUGUUUUGUUUUGUUUUUUGUUGUUGUCCUUCAUUUGUUUGUUUGUUUGUUUUGUUGAAUUGGAAGGUAAGCUCACCAUGUUCACUAAUGCUUUGGCAUUUGUCAUUUGAUGGCACUGGGGGGAAACAAAGCUGCAUUUUUUUUUCUGCCUGAAGCACUUUCUUUUCUAUGCUUUUGAGUAUAUUAGAAACCUCAUUAGUUUAUUUGUGGCUAGUUUUCUGACCUCAUACUUCACCCUUACCCAUCCCCAUCCCCAUCCCCCACUCCACGAAGUUCCACUACAUGUUAAUAAGAAAUAAGUCCAACAGAGCUUUGUGUAUUAAAAGUGACAAGUAAGUGGCUUAAUUUUUGAUCCUUGAUAGCUCCUCCACAGUAGUUUUUGUAUUAUCUUCUCCAGUAGCCUAGUGUUUCUUUUCUGUGCUUUUUCUGUUUAGAGGUUUCAGUUCUAGCUUCAAAUACUUUGAGACUAAAUUCUUGCUUUUAUUCAUCAAAGCACAAUUUUUUCUUUUUUUUUUUCUUGCAAUAAAAUACCUGAGGGUGUUUUUGGUGCUUAAAAAAAAAACCAACAACAACCCAAAAAGAACCCUCCGAGUGAGAUAAUGCAAAAGAACCUCUGGGGGUGGGAGAAUGGCAUAAGGAAGGGGAAAUGGGACCAGAGAUACUAUAUAGGGACAGGACACUAAUCAAAUUGCAACUAGUACAAGUUGAUUUUUGUGGAAAACUGUCCAAUGUGAUCUCUCAACUCUUCCCCCACCCCACCUUUUUUUUUUAAUGUGAAUGAAAUGUUAUCUUGAACAUUCUUUAAUAUGGAUUCGCCAAAGGUAUCUAACCUUAAUUUAGUAUUAAAUCCUAAGGAUUUUCUGUAAGGUAUUUUGUGACCUAUUUAAUUUUUAAUCUUAAAAAUAAUUACCACAUAUUAGCCACAUAAGCCCAUGGUAUUGUGUGAAAACAAAACAAAAACACCGAUUCAUAUUGGAUCCUCAUGUAUACCACCUUCUUAGGGUAUAAUAUGGUUGGGAAGGAUCAUUUGUUUCACUCUGCUUUUUUGUAGAGAAAAUGUUAAGGUACCUACUCUCCAUUUCUUGUUUUGGGUGGGGAGUAUUUUAUGCUUUUGAGCAUAGGAGGAGGGACACUAGCUGCCCUCCAGAGCUUUCCUUUCACAUCUAACCAAAUUAAAUGGAAAGGGGCAACUGAAUCAUUUUGGUUUGGUUUGAUGAUAUUCAUUUUGCCAAGUUGUGUAAGAGUAUAAAGUGACAUUUGGAAAAUGUGAUAGGCGCGCUUAAAUUCAGCACCCCAUGAGGGGAUGAUGUUUUCAUCAUGUUUUCAUAUUGAAUAUGUUCUAUAAGCAGACCUGUUUAUAUAGUCAUUUAAUAAGACUUUUUUAAAAACUAGUUUUGAUUUUUUUUUUAAUUCUAGGAUAUAUUCCUGUGAUCUGAUUUCACUUUCCUUACAUAAUUUGUUCAGGAAGAUAGUUCACUCUAAUAAUUUCUUAAGUAUAUAUAUGUAUAUACAUAUAAUUCAGUUUGGGGAUAGGGAUAAUUGAUGUUUAGGGGGUUUAUUUGUUUUGUUUUUUUAGAUGAAAUAAAAUAGCAACUUUAACAUUAAUAAUUCAGCUUUGCUUUUCACAGGUGGGGAUCCAGAAUUUUUAAUUUUUUUCCCCCUUUGAGGAUUUUUACUUCUAGAGUUGUAACUCCCCUACUUCAUUUGCAGGUGCAACAAAGAAAACGCAAGAAUUCUGACUUAUUCCCACUUCUUUUUACGUUUUUCCAUUCUGGGCUUUUCUGUAAUCAUUCUUGCUACAUCACUAACAUCCGUUGGGUUAGCUGGGCAAGUUGUCUUCUCCCUCAUGCUGCUUCUUUUUCCACCUGGCAUCUUCCCACUUUCUUUGCUGAAACUGGCCAGUCAUUUCACUCUGCUACCUCUCGUUCCAUUCCGAAACUCCCUUUUGGAUUUUGGCUCUUUUCCCUAUCAUUGGGCCUCCCUUCUAUCUUUCUUCCCACCUUAUAUCUACCUCAUCUGCCUAUUUCACAUUCACCCUGCAUUCUUCCUUUUUUUUUCAGUUACAAAUAAUUUUUCUCUACCAUCCCUGUAUUUUCUACCCUUUAUUUGAACAAAAAUUAUGCUUUUAAUUUUAAUGUGCACUAUGUGUUUUCAUCUAAACCUAUUGCUUUGACAGGUUUCUGCUCUUAAUUGAUUUCUCUAGGUCACCGAGUAGAGGGAGUAACAUUUUAAUUCUCUUAUUUUGCAGUUUUACCUUUUCUCUAUAGGGUUGUGCAUUGGUCCUUUAGCAAGGACCUUGUUGUCUGAGGUAUAACGAUGAAGAUAUAAUUACUCACCCAUUUUCUUUGUUUUUAUUUCCUCUCCUUUUGUAGGAGCUCUGGUUCUUGUUGAGUUCAGGAUAGGAUUAGUGCGCCAUAUUGUUGCCACUGGAUGUGAUGGCUUAUUUGACCUCACUCUAUUACUUUCACUGACUGUGAUCCUUCCUAACCUGUAAUGUCUGUACAGUGUACAUGCUGUAUUUGGGUAGAUGGGAACAUUUACGUCAGAGGUACCCUUCUGUUAUGGACUGUGAAGCUUGUGUUUUGGGGAGGGCGUGCAUUGAAAGUUUACAAAUAAAGAGACAAGUUUGUCAUGACCCUGACUUUUCUCUGGGUUCCUCCAUUUUGUACUUUCUCCCAAAUAAAGCCUACAGAAAUAAAUUAUGUCUUCCUUUGAGAAAAAUAAUGCUUCCUUGUUAAACUAUGUUCUCCACCCUGCAUUAGCCGUUGUACCAACUCUGUCAAGUAAUACAUGUAAAAAGUAACACAGUGGCAGAAUUGAUAAUGUACAAUUAUGUAUCAUUUGUGAUUUCAUAAUGGAAAAUGUUUGUAUGUAUUGAAAUAUGUUGUAACUUGAUGGGCAUGUAAAUAAAAUGUUCAUUUUCCACUUUGAAAAUUUUA
Phascolarctos cinereus (koala) is the source of this 11423-nucleotide messenger RNA. RefSeq names its product RNA binding motif protein 33 (gene RBM33). Gene Ontology annotation, molecular function: RNA binding. The record is from RefSeq and is a predicted model, not a curated record. NCBI's taxonomy places the organism in Eukaryota, Metazoa, Chordata, Mammalia, Diprotodontia, Phascolarctidae.